Drosophila nasuta is the source of this 949-nucleotide messenger RNA. It is a transcript of the gene fsd, whose product is annotated as transmembrane protein fates-shifted. The coding region runs from base 86 to 919 and encodes 277 amino acids. Gene Ontology annotation, cellular component: SCF ubiquitin ligase complex. The record is from RefSeq and is a predicted model, not a curated record. Lineage: Eukaryota; Metazoa; Arthropoda; Insecta; Diptera; Drosophilidae. The transcript has 2 exons. Gene Ontology annotation, biological process: regulation of protein stability. Gene Ontology annotation, molecular function: protein binding.
AUGUGCAAUCUACGCUCGUCAAACAGAUGUUUACGUUGAACCUAAACUAAAAUCCAGCACAAAUGCAGGGAUACCGGCUGCAACAAUGGCUGGAAGUUCAAAUGGUAUAGAUAUUGGCGCUGAACACGAUGUUUGGUUUCACAUUGCCAUGCGUCUAGAUCCGGAGGAUGUGCAGACAUUUGGACUGGUCUGCAAACAGUUUGCCCAACUGGUGAACUCUCGAGUAUUCUGGCGUAACAUGUAUAGACGCUACUGCCUGAAGAGUGGGUCAUCCAAGGCCUGGAACUUGCAGCUUCCUGCCCAGCUGCAGUUGGAGCAAACACGCAAUUGUGAUACGAAAACCUUGCGCUCUCUCGUAACCGAAGCGUUUUUUUAUUGCUAUCGGCCGUUGAAGGAGCGAUUGGAACUGGGUUACAGCUUGGACUGGUUAUUGCAACGGUCAUUUGUGUCCUGCACCCAGAACAAGUAUCCAUGCCUGUGGAUUGUAUGUUAUACUCUGAGUAAUCAGCAAUCCAAUCACAUUCAAUUCCGACACGGAGAGCAAGAAGUGAAGGCCACAAAUGAUGAAAUUGAAGUGGUCAAUGAUUGGGAAGCUCUUGCGAAUGAUGAAGCUAAUUCUUCACUCCCGAGCUAUAAUUAUGAGCAUCGCCACGAAGGUGUUGUUCUCUUAAUAGUCUUGUGUCGCCAAUAUAUGCCUCUUCCGCUGCAGCUGCUCUACAAUCAGCAGCAGUCGCGAUUCCGUGUCAAAGCCACCCGUGAAAUGCUCUGCACGGAUAUGAGAGCAAAGAACCUUGAACUGGACUUUGUGGACGACAAUAAUAGUAAUAGUAAAUUGAGUGUGACUGUGAAAUACUCGCGUAUAGAAAAAUACAAGGUUUUGCCCUGGUGGCAUCCGGAUUUUAAAAAGUUUUUUAAAUAAAACUGUUUCCAAGUACAAAUCGGUUGUUUG